This is a messenger RNA of Olea europaea var. sylvestris, 1168 nucleotides long. Its product is annotated as cyclin-T1-5-like. The transcript has a single exon. Lineage: Eukaryota; Viridiplantae; Streptophyta; Magnoliopsida; Lamiales; Oleaceae. The record is from RefSeq and is a predicted model, not a curated record. The coding region runs from base 76 to 879 and encodes 267 amino acids.
AUUAAAUUUUUGAAUUAAUUAUAGAUAUUUCCUUUUUGACCUGAGGCUUUGUUUCUUGCAGAGGUCAGCAAUCAGAUGCUAGAAUUGUAUGAACAAAAUAGAAUACCACCUUCUCAGGCUAGUGAAGCUGAAGGGAGCGCUGGAGGCAGUCAACGACCUCCAUCAAAAGCUCCUGUGAAAGAAGAGCACGUCACUAGUCACAAUAAUUCUCAUGGUGUGGUGGCUACUUCAAAGGCAGGAACCUCCAAGGCAGCAUUGGCGAGGCCAUUUCCUGAGCCGUCGCAUGCAGAUAAUCAUGGUGGGCUACCAAGAACCACCCACACUCAAGACAAUGACCGUGGAAACAUUGAAAUGAAAAGCAUUCAAGAUCACGAGGGAGAUGAUAAUAUUAAUGUCUCCCAACACCAUCAACGAGAGCGGGAGAUCCUUGAUGAAGAUCGAGGAGAGAGUUUUGGGAGAACUGAUACGAGGGAUACAGUGGAGCUGAAGGAUAAAUACAGUAGCAGAAAUUUGGCCCACAAGGAUGGUACAGUUUCUCAGUCACCUCAAGAUGCUAUAAAAAAGAUAGACAAAGAGAAGGUUAAAGCAGCUCUUGAACGGAGGAAAGCCCGUGGAGACAUGAAUCGAAAAACAGACCCAAUGGACGAGCUCGAGAGAGAACUGGAGGAUGUUGAAUUGCCUGGUGAGAGUGAGAAGAUUAAGCGAGAUAGAAAACAGAGCUGGUCCAAACCAUCAGAUAAAUCAGAGCACGAGAAAUAUCGUCGUGCAUCUGGAGAUGGGCAUGCAGAUGAUUUUCACUCUGUAGAAGAAGGGGAAGUCGAACCAUUCGAUGAUGUCGACAGGGGAUAUCAGUCAGUCACCGAGGUCAGCCGCUCGUAAGAGGAAGGCCAUUAGCCCCUUGGACAAGAAAAUGGACGGAAAGCUGCGAAAUGAUUACAUGACAGGGUCUUGUACUCUCAACAAUGACUGACCGGGCAAGUUUCUAUAUAUCGAAAGAAAAGGAUAGGACUUCUUUUUCAGUUCAGUCAUUGGUAUUGAUUGCCAUAUCUGGUCUUCUCUUCUCAUUUUAAGUUCAGAAAUAUUUGUUUAGGAUCCAUGUGCUGUAAUGAUCCAAGUUGUUGGACAUAUUUGAAAAUGAUUAAAAGAAAAAAUUACAAAAUAUUAGUUU